AUGGACACGGUCCAAGCGAUCAUCCAACAGCAAAUCGAGGCUGGAACAUUUCUGCAAUCGGUUCAGCAGGGACAGCAACACGUGCAACAGGCAGAUGCGGUGAAUUACGGUGAAGAGGAAGAGUAUGAGGAUGAAGAGGGCACUUAUAAAGGAAAACGAAGCAACACCCUUCCAAUAUGGGGGAAUCAAGUCACUAUGAAUCUGAAUACACUGGUUCUGGAGAACAUACGAGAGAGCUACUACUACAAGAACAAUCUGGUGGAGAUUGACUCGUUUCAGACGCUUGUAGAGCAGAUUUUCUACCAGGUGAAACAUCUGGAACCAUGGGAGAAGGGCACGCGACGUCUUCAAGGAAUGACUGGAAUGUGUGGAGGAGUUCGAGGCGUGGGAGCCGGUGGAGUCGUCAGCUCUGCCUACUGUCUCUUGUAUCGACUCUUCAAUUUGAGAAUCACGCGAAAACAGCUUAUAAGCAUGUUGAAUAGCCGACAAUCGGUGUAUAUCAGAGGCAUUGGCUUCAUGUACAUUCGGUACACCCAACCACCAGCGGACCUUUGGUAUUGGCUAGAGCCCUAUCUUGACGACGACUCGGAAAUUGAUCCAAGAUCCGGAGGGGGGAUCUGA
Caenorhabditis briggsae is the source of this 621-nucleotide messenger RNA. Gene Ontology annotation, cellular component: precatalytic spliceosome. The transcript is spliced from 4 exons. Lineage: Eukaryota; Metazoa; Nematoda; Chromadorea; Rhabditida; Rhabditidae. Bases 1 to 621 code for a protein of 206 amino acids. The record is from RefSeq and is a predicted model, not a curated record.